Ochotona curzoniae (black-lipped pika) is the source of this 1970-nucleotide messenger RNA. RefSeq names its product microfibril associated protein 1 (gene MFAP1). Gene Ontology annotation, cellular component: U2-type spliceosomal complex. Gene Ontology annotation, biological process: mRNA splicing, via spliceosome. The record is from RefSeq and is a predicted model, not a curated record. Bases 134 to 1453 code for a protein of 439 amino acids. The transcript has 9 exons. Lineage: Eukaryota; Metazoa; Chordata; Mammalia; Lagomorpha; Ochotonidae. Gene Ontology annotation, molecular function: RNA binding.
UUCUCUAGCUUGGCCACCAGGAGUUUCUCCCCGUCGUGCAGCGGCUUCCGGUGGCCGUAGGUUGGAAGCGGUUGUAGGGUCUUCACUUUUUGGGAUUUCUCAGGUUUCGGGAAUCACCGCCGCUGCCGCCACCAUGUCGGUCCCCAGCGCCCUCAUGAAGCAGCCGCCCAUCCAGUCGACGGCCGGGGCCGUCCCGGUUCGCAAUGAGAAAGGUGAGAUUUCGAUGGAAAAAGUGAAGGUCAAACGUUACGUGUCCGGGAAGAGGCCCGACUAUGCCCCUAUGGAAUCCUCCGAUGAGGAGGAUGAAGAAUUUCAGUUCAUUAAGAAAGCCAAAGAACAAGAAGCAGAGCCUGAAGAACAGGAAGAGGAUUCAUCGAGUGACCCUCGGCUGCGGCGUUUACAGAACCGUAUUAGUGAGGAUGUGGAGGAGAGAUUGGCUCGGCAUCGGAAAAUAGUGGAACCUGAAGUGGUAGGAGAAAGUGACUCAGAAAUAGAAGGAGAUGCUUGGCGCAUGGAAAGAGAAGACAGUAGUGAAGAAGAGGAGGAGGAAAUCGAUGAUGAGGAAAUAGAGCGGCGUCGUGGCAUGAUGCGUCAGCGAGCACAGGAGAGGAAAAAUGAAGAGAUGGAAGUCAUGGAGGUGGAAGACGAGGGACGUUCCGGGGAGGAAUCAGAAUCGGAGUCUGAGUAUGAAGAGUACACAGACAGCGAAGAUGAGAUGGAGCCUCGGCUUAAGCCAGUCUUCAUCCGAAAGAAGGACCGAGUGACCGUUCAGGAGCGGGAGGCUGAAGCGCUGAGGCAGAAGGAGCUGGAGCAGGAAGCAAAGCGCAUGGCGGAGGAGAGACGCAAAUACACACUCAAGAUCGUAGAGGAAGAGACCAAAAAAGAACUUGAGGAGAACAAGCGGUCCCUGGCUGCACUGGAUGCACUCAACACUGAUGAUGAAAACGAUGAGGAGGAGUAUGAGGCGUGGAAAGUUCGGGAGCUGAAAAGAAUCAAGAGGGACAGAGAAGAUCGAGAAGCACUUGAGAAGGAGAAAGCAGAAAUUGAACGCAUGCGAAACCUGACUGAGGAAGAGAGGCGAGCUGAGCUCCGAGCAAAUGGCAAAGUCAUUACCAACAAAGCUGUGAAGGGCAAAUACAAGUUUUUACAGAAGUAUUAUCACCGCGGUGCCUUCUUCAUGGAUGAGGAUGAAGAAGUAUACAAGAGAGAUUUCAGUGCACCCACCCUGGAGGAUCAUUUCAACAAAACCAUCCUUCCUAAAGUCAUGCAGGUCAAGAACUUUGGGCGCUCUGGUCGUACCAAAUAUACUCACCUUGUGGAUCAAGAUACCACGUCCUUUGACUCUGCAUGGGGCCAAGAAAGUGCCCAGAACACCAAGUUCUUUAAACAGAAAGCAGCUGGGGUGCGAGAUGUAUUUGAGCGACCAUCUGCCAAGAAACGGAAAACUACCUAGAUUUCAACUGCUUAACUCUUUCAACUAUGGGACACAAGAAGUCUCACCAAUCUGGUCUUCAGUUUGUUCUUCCCAUUAUUUAUAUGGCUCCUGUAUCCAGGCUGUUGGACCUUCUGCCAUACUUGUGAUACCAGGUAGCCCAAGGCUUAAAGGUACUUUCUGAGGUCUGGAUUCAUGCUGAGAAUCUUUCAGAAAAGCACUAUCCAGAUAGUUGAGGCUUCCCACUUAAAACUGAGAAAUCUUGGGUUUCCUCAGUGCUGUGGUUUCCCAUAUUUACUUGGGACUGUUGUUUCUUCCAUCCCCUUCGCGUGGAUCAGAAACGUGAGCAUGGAAGUGGAGUGGACAGUACCUCACUUCUAAAGGUUAGGAGUAACAAACCAUGAAAUCUAAGCUCGUUGAAAUGUUUUGCAUAUUUAAUUGGAGUCAGUUUUCUAAGAGAAUCUAAUUUUUGUGAGUUUCAAAUAAAGCCACACACCCAAGAUUUUUAUCAUGUUGCUAACAUAAAAUGUACAGGCUG